AUGUACGGCAUCAUUGAGCCUCGUGUACGUCUGGAGGUGAUGAACAAGUAUCAGAUCCUAUUUAUUCUGGUGGUCACAUACAUUGCGGUGGUUCUGGCGUCUCUGUCGGUUGUGUAUGAGAUACGCUUGGGCACUGCCGAGAUACCCCAAAGUGGCGAAUCGUGCAACAGCAGCCAAAUAAGUGCACGUCAACUAGGAUUAACUUCAUUGAUUAGUGAUCGUUCAAACAAGAAGGCAAUCCGGAAGGAUGCAUAUGUAGGUGCUGAUAGUCCCCGCACGCGACAUGGAGAUAUCUCUUCAUAUGUGCAAAAUGGUGGUGCUUUGAUGCGCGGUACGUAUAACUAUAAUUUAGUACGAAACAUGCCAGAAACCCCUACUCAUUCUCGUGGUCUCGAAAGCAGGCUCAUACGUACACCAAGAACAUUAACACGAACGCGAGAUGCGUUUGAGCAUACCGCCUUAGGUAGCAGUGGUGUAUAUAACAACAGACAGGCACAUAAGUAUCAGUUGCCCAGUGAUGAAACACCCGAGAUUAUCAGCGAAGGGGAUGCAGCUGGCACUGUACAGGAGCCUACGUCAGAUGAUGAAGAUAUGGUAGAAAUGAUUAUCAGUGAAGAUAGUGGCGAGAACGAAGACUUCAAGCCAUGCACGGAUGUUCGCGAGGGAUGGAUCCUGUGGUCAGGUCGACUGCCCAAGUGGUCUGUUCUGUAUGGCCUCUUCGGUUUGAUGGUCGACAUAAACGUGCCAGCAAAUCAUCCUCCAUUGGAUAUUGUCUUGCCCUACACUGUCGACGUGUACGCCGCUGAGGAGGAGCACCAGCUCUUGCGGCUUGUGCGGCGGAUUGGACACAAGCAAGUGCGAUUUCAUUGCGAUUCUACUGACAGUAGACGGCGGUCUUUAAAUGUGCCAGAGAGAGCCACGCAGCCAGAAUCAGGGGUAAAUGUCAAUGGCAGUUUACUUGAGGUCAACGGUAGCUAUACCGGGCCCAAUAGUAUUCUUAUUAGGAAUACAAAUGCAAGCGAUGCUUCCGAACUGGAGAGACUGCCGAAUAACGCGAAACAGCGUGUGUUGUGCACAUCCGCUGAUGUAUUUGCGAAAUCUGAGCUGUCGUGCUAUAAUUGCCGAAAUAGAAUGGCUGAUUUCAAGGUUUUCGAGGUCCGGGUUAAUUACACAGUCUCGGUGGACCGUGUUAAAGACAUUGAAAUGCUGCACGGUUUACUGCUGGCCAAUUCUUUCACGUACAAAUUUACGUACAGCCGACUUCUGUAUCGUACCACCGAGAUUGUCAUCCGCGCUGUGAUGUUGGUGGUGACAUUCGCGAUGUUGGUCAUUUACAUCCAUCAGCUAAUUGCCAGUCCGCCCAGGUUCUUCGAAUCUCUCCCGGAACAACGCUAUGUGAUCAGUCUUUUGGUGGCCACGGUGAUGUACCAGAAUCCCUUGUCCAUCCCUAUCUUAGUAACUGGCAACUACACCUGUUUCUUGGUAGGGGAGAUGUUGACCGUUACUGCGAUUGCCAUCCUCAUGGCAACAUAUCUCUUCAUCUUCGACUGUAUACAUCUACUGAGGGACGACGACCGUAGUGUGGUGUUCUAUAUGCCGAAGCUAGUGUUCGCUUGUUCGUACUGGGUUACAGGAAUGUUAUUGCUGUAUCUGCGAAUAUUCAACUACGACCAGGAUGUGCAAGAAUUCGAUGUCGACUCCUUAGUGAUGGAGUUUGUAAUCGCCAUGGAGUAUUGCAAGAUCGUGAUGAAGGUUGUGUGGACUGUCUGGAUGUUUGCGAUCAUUGUCAACACACGUUCGUAUUUAGAACCCAUGCCUUAUCUGCGCACGAGGUUCCGUCAGCUGCCCUUCCGGUACUUCAUUCUUCAAGGUUGGUGUGUGAUGAUAUUUUUCAUCGUGAUCAUCAUCAGAGGUCUGAUUGCGAAGUCCUUGUUCGACGUUUCCAAAACGGCACCUUUGCUGGGCGUGGUAUUUAUCAUUACUGUCUACAAUAUUCUGCUGGCUCUAAUCUAUUUGCCGCCGAAGCGCUACCCUCUGCUGUGCUGUUGUAGGCGGAAGUCCGAGCGUGGCUGUUUCAAGAGGGGUCUGCGACGGCGCGACGCAUUGGUGGAGGAUUACGAAUUGCUACACGAAGGGUUGCGCUCGGAUAACAGUUCAACUGAUGAGCUCUCGCCGACGACCAGCAUCACAGACCUGUCCACCGAUUUCUUGCAGCGGGUUCCGUCGCUGUCGCAGGCCGUGCCUUCAUUUGAUGACUUUAUGACAUUUAUGAGCGGCUCAGAUAGAGAAUCACAGACCCAAUUGAGAGAAAAGCGGAAGCCGAAAGUGAGAUACUCGCCUCUUCUGGCCAGUUUUCUCCUGAAGUACUCGAUACAGGCGUACUACGACCCGCCCGAUCGAGACACUGCGUCUGGCUGGGGCAAGAUCAACUCUGAGCUGUCUGUGGUGGGCUUCAUCAGUGACAAUGCUGUGGAUUCGCACGUGCUUGUUGCGCGGCGCGACCGGUUCCUGGUGGUGGCGUUUCGGGGGACCAGCUCGAAAGUCAACUGGGAGAGCAAUCUCAAGUUUAAUCAGAUGCCAUUGCCCGUAGGCAUAAACCCUACAACAACUAUGUCGUCCUAUUUCGUGCCGAAAGUGCAUAGAGGGUUUUGGCUGGCUUACGCUGGUCUCAGAGAACGCUUGUUGGAUCUCCUCCGUAAUUAUCUCACAGACCCCAUCAAUUGUUAUGAGGUAAACACGGGAAGUGGCCGGAUGCAAAGUGAUCUGGAACUGCUCGUGACAGGCCAUUCGUUGGGAGGUGCGCUAGCGACAUUUGCGGCGUAUGAGCUGUCGCUACACUUACAGAUGUCUGUGCAACUGUACACAUUCGGCUCUCCACGCACAGGCAAUCAGUUCUGGGGCAUGUACUUCGAUGCGGCCGUGCCCAAUUCGUACCGUGUGGUGUAUGAUGGUGACAUUGUGACAGGAGUGCCCAUGAAGAUUCUUCUAUACCGACACGUGGGCACACAGGUGGUGGUAGAACGGCAUGGGAACACUAUUAUUUCCCCCACAUUCGUAGAGAGAGUGUUCAGGUCUCGAAGGAAACGAGGAAUCAAUGCGCAUAUGUGCGGCAGUUACGAGGCAGCUCUGACCUCAUGUGUGCGAGAGAUAAUCGGGUACUUGACCGAGAAGGAUUCAAUGGACGAUAUAUCAACACUGCGAACGAUGAGGUAUAGUGGAUCUUUCACGGAUGGUGAGCUGUGCAUGCUGGCUGGUUUGAGACGAACGCCUGUGACAGAAGACGACUUUGAGAUGGAACAUGCUGGUCUUUCGCCCAAUGCAUACCGAUCAGCACUGCACCGUACACGCGAAGAAGAGCGGCAUGAGUUGCAGGAAGUUGUACGGAAUGCCGAGGCCUCAUGGUCCGUGUACCGGAUAGUCACACAACGCAUCACGCGGUCUCUGAAUUUAAUCCGCAAUAUGUUCAGCGGUGAAAAUAUAAGUGACUAUGACCAGCUGUUGCCCAUGGACACAUGGGAUGAAGACAACGAUAACAUAGCCAAGCACACACCGAUCAAUCUCAAUGACCAGGAGAGGGACUACGACGACGUCGAGCUCGACAGCGACCGAGUCCAUCAUGAUUACCUGACUGCCACACGCACCUCAUCGGACAGCACGCGGUUUAGUGAACGCUCGUUGUCAGCGAAUAGUAACAGCGAAUACAAAAUGAACCACAUAUCCGUGUCGGUGCCGCACCAAUUAGAUAUAUACGAUGACAGGCUUGGGUACACCGGUAGCAGUAGCAGUAGACCGCCCAGUGCCAUUGGCCACGACCAACGGCACACGCAGAGCCGACCACAUGCCGUGCCCGAUAUGAGUUUAUUGGGAAGUCAACGACAUGCACGCCCGGCCUCCUCCUUAAAGAACCAGGCGCCAGAUACUGGAGGACGAAUUCCUGCUUGGAAGCGUUCAGAGAGUGAGGAAGGCUACUCAGAGCGCUCCGUAAAGCUCUUUUCAAGCACCUCUAUGGGACAUACGCCCACCUCAAAACGAGCAAGUGAAGCCUACUUGUCGCCGCAUUCAGGGUUUGCUGCUUCGAAUAGGUCAUUUGCGAACUCCUCGAACAGCUCGUUCGUUAACUCUGUCGUCUCCCGUCGAUGUGGAUCACAUAAAAUGUUACGAUGGCCAUGCAAUCCACUAGAGCUGAGCGAAAGUGAUAGCGAGCCAGAGGCUGAUGAGCACGAUUCCAUUUUAGAGUCAGAAAUACCACGCAGCUCAGAGUUCUCAACUAUGCCAAACGGCAGUCGAACCUUAAGCCAGGCUGGCACUGACUUCUUGCACAAUCUUGCGAAUUUCCGAAGUGACAGCAAAGAAGAACAAGAUUUGGAUGAUUCAGUCAACCCGGAGGCAAAACUUAUGGCCGGUGAUGAUUGGGACCUAGACAACUUCGAUAGCACGGGUGGAAUCGAAACACAAGCAAGCCAUAUUCGACCAGACAUCGACAUGGAUUUGUCUACAUUGAAUUGGAACGGUGAUGGGGAGACAAAGGACUCGCACGCAGGCGAUGCAAAUUCAUAG
This is a messenger RNA of Sphaeroforma arctica JP610, 4557 nucleotides long. RefSeq lists its product as hypothetical. The record is from RefSeq and is a predicted model, not a curated record. The transcript has 27 exons. Lineage: Eukaryota; Ichthyosporea; Ichthyophonida. Bases 1 to 4557 code for a protein of 1518 amino acids. Gene Ontology annotation, biological process: lipid metabolic process.